Messenger RNA from Dunckerocampus dactyliophorus (ringed pipefish), 2331 nucleotides. RefSeq names its product PDZ and LIM domain 2 (mystique) (gene pdlim2). Bases 349 to 1527 code for a protein of 392 amino acids. NCBI's taxonomy places the organism in Eukaryota, Metazoa, Chordata, Actinopteri, Syngnathiformes, Syngnathidae. The transcript has 11 exons. Gene Ontology annotation, biological process: heart development; actin cytoskeleton organization; muscle structure development. Gene Ontology annotation, molecular function: muscle alpha-actinin binding; actin binding. Gene Ontology annotation, cellular component: adherens junction; Z disc; filamentous actin. The record is from RefSeq and is a predicted model, not a curated record.
UACCAUCACCCGGGCAACACCCUCGUCUCCUCCCGGCCCUGCGGUGCGACACGCCCCAGCUUGCUGCCUUUGACAAACUCUUUAUUUUGGUCAGAGCACAUGGCAGCGCAAGCUCAUCCCGGUGACAGCGUCGCUCCGCGCAACCACAGGUGGAGUUGAUCCUUCCCAGAGGGAACAGUUCAAAGAGACACCUCAAAGACUAAAGUAACUUUCUUUGAACGAAUUCAUCUUUCUGCCUUGACGCUUGAGGACACUCAAAGUUUAUUUUGGUGAAGAGACUUUUUGUGUAUCGGUGCAAAUAGCUACCAGGUGGGGACGACGACACGCAGCCCUUUUCUUGGUGCUGACAUGCACGAUCUCUAUCUUCAUAGGGCGUAUCCUCCGCAAAUUACAGGUUCUCAAGAGUGCACGGCAGCCGGAUCAAUGGCGCUGACGGUGAACUUGAGUGGUCCAUCACCAUGGGGUUUCAGAAUAGUUGGAGGAAGGGACUUCAAGAAGGCCAUAACUGUAUCAAAGGUCAACGGAGGCAGCAAAGCAGAGCAAGCAGCUCUCAAACUAGGUGAUGUCAUCUUGGCCAUUAAUGGGGAAAAUACUGCUGACAUGCUAAAUGCAGAGGCCCAAAAUAAAAUCAAGAACUCCAAGACCCAUCUGCAGCUAGUGGUGGAGAGGUGUGAACUUUCUAGCCCUCGGCAGACAAACGGUAUCAGCACCCCUGAACAGCUUACAGGACGAUUUCAGGAGGCAGUAAUAGUGAGUCGAGACGAGAACCAGAACUACAGAGAGUACACCAUUUCCAGUCCUGCAUCACUGUCACCUGGGCCUUAUUCACCACAUCCUCCUGCCAGUCCUGAUGGGAAGAGGGAUGGGCUGAUAGCCACCACCAACAGGAGUGUUCAGCUGCGCUCAUGGUCGCCAGAGGAGAAGAGUUUCAGACUGCCAAGGCCACUUUCACAGGACUUCUCUCCUUCAGACUACAGAAACAGUUCUUUGUCGAGCAGAACCCCUACCCCACCAGGACGCUACUCGCCCAAUAGCCCUAUCGAUCAGGAUGUCUACAUGUCUCCUCGUCGCAGUAGUUCAAGCUCUGAAUCCAUCAUGCAGAAGUUUGACAAGGACUCAGAGGUGUACAAAAUGAUCCAGGACAAUCGAGAGUCUCGUGUGGCACCCCGUCAGUCCAAUACCUUCAAGAUGCUCCAAGAAGUUCUGGAGGCUGAUGAGAAAGAGGCGGCACUGAAGUUCCCGGGAAAGCUAUCGCCCAAUCCUCCCAAGCCAAGCGCGCCUGUGGGAGGAGUCAGCAAAUAUCACAUCUGUGAGAAGUGUGGCACCAGCAUUGUCACACAGGCUGUUCGCAUUGUGGACGACCGCUUCCGCCACCCCGAGUGUUACACGUGCACAGACUGCGGCCUUAACCUCCGAAUGAGAGGUCACUUCUGGGUGGGAGAUGUGAUGUACUGUGAGAAGCACGCCAAGCAGCGGUACCAAGGCCCAGGGAGCUCGCCGCGAUCCAGCUUGUCUCCUCGCCAGUGAGUCUGCGGCCACUCCACGCAGAGCGCUGCUUUCCUGCCUGAAGAUCCACCUCGACUGACUCUGUUACAGACAUUGGGAAUGUGGACAGGGAUCAACAACAUGGCAGAGAAUGUUCUUUUCUGAUCACAUUUAACCCUGUUGGGCAUUAUCAUCAUCCACAUUAAGUUAACUUUUUUGUAAGACAAUUUUGGGGAGGUUUUCCAUGUGGCUUACAGUCACUGUCACUGCUACGGAUUGUGGACACCACACUGUGCUGAGGCCAGCUUUACAACAACGACUCUAUUUGACAAUCUGGAUAAUCAUUCUUAAUACAGUAGUUUGGUGAUGCAAAGGGACCAAAUCCGACCCAGACCGCAUGCCAUGUUAAACAUGUACUGUGUGUGGGUGCGCAUGUUCCUUACAUCUGUUUGUGUGUGAACAAGAGAGUGAGUAGAAAAAAAGAGUGUCACAAAUGAUGAUUGCAGCUUCAAAUGAUUUUCUUUUGGGGCUAGGCAAGCCCUACAAGCCCGCAAAAUGUUUGUCUCUUUUUCUAAACAGAAUUUAGUAGGAACAACAAAAAAAAAUGUAUUUGCUGACUUUUUCUUUGCUGUUGUGUUGCUUAUGAGGGGUUCUAGAUUCUUUCAUCAUACAAAUACUUUGAAUGUGUGAUUGAACACUAUGCAAUAAUAUACAGUAUAUCAUUUGCAAUGCGUAAUGUAUGCACAGGAAAAGAAAAGUGUGUGAAAAGAGUGAGAAGAAGUGGUGAUGAUGAUAUUUGCCUAUUUACAGCAGUACUCUACAUGUGGCACUUAAUAAAUUGCACAA